AUGGGUGUCUACCAUGACCUCGACUGGCUGUUUGCCAUUGGUACGAUUUUCUUUCUCCUCUCCGUCUGGGGAAUUGGUGCCAAUGACGUUGCCAACUCCUACGCCACCUCUGUCAGUUCAAGAUCUCUGACCUUGAUCCAAGCUGGUAUAUUGGCAACAAUCACCGAGUUCAUCGGAGCUAUUGCCCUUGGCCAGCAAGUGACCUCCACCAUUCGGAAAGGUGUAUUCUCCAUCAAACGCUUUGAAGACUCGCCUGGAGUGUUGAUCAUGGCCAUGGUGGUUGCUGAAGUUGGCUCCUCCAUCUGGCUCGCGGCCUGCACAUAUCUUGGAUUUCCCGUCUCCACAACCCAAUCUAUCGUGGGUGCACUGAUUGGAGUUGCAAUCGCAUCCGAUCUCCCCGUCUCCUGGGGCUGGAAGUCCCAGAGUGUCUCCCAAAUUGCUGCGUCAUGGGGCAUUGCUCCCAUCAUCUCCGCGGGGUUUGGCGCAAUCAUAUUCAUAACCAUUCGUUUCUUGGUCCACUCGCGGGAAGAUCCCAUGAAGUGGGCGUUGCGCGUUCUUCCCUUUUACUACGCUUUCACUGCUGCUAUUCUGGCCCUAUUCAUUGUCAUCAGUGGAGGCCACGGCAUCCCUACCCCUGAAGAGCUCGGUGCUGGAAAAGCUUGUGGUAUCGUUCUUGGCGUCUUUGUCGGAGUCUGGGCCAUCAGUGCCGUUUUCUUUGUGCCUUACUACUGGCGCAGCUUGGUGAAAGAAGACCGCCGCCUACGCUUCUGGCACAUUCCCAUGGGCCCUCUUCUUUGGAAAGACGGCUACAAGUUGUAUUUUCCUGGGAACCCAGAAAGGGGUGUCGUACCUAAUUACUACGAGUCCGAACUCAUUGAAGUGAACGAAAAAGGCAAAACAGAAAGCGUUCAUACCCCUACCGAUGGACAACAAUCUACCGUUGCCAGCCCUGCGAUCGAGCCUCUCAAGGGCGAGCCCAGCAAUUCCGAGCAAGAUGCCCGAAGAGCUGAUGCUCAGAUUGCCGAGAAGAAUCAGAAGGAACUUCGAGCUCUUGACACCCUGCCCUGGGCACACCCAAAGCGGAUCUUUGCGACUUUUAAGCUCAUCUUCACCUAUGGUAUUACCCGCGAUGUCAUUCAUCACCAGUCAAAGGGCCUCGAUCACAUUCAUCAACGUGCUCCUGCAUUUGAUAACAAGGUUGAACACCUUUGGACAACUGCACAAGUGUGCUCUGCGAUGAUUAUGUCCAUCUCGCACGGCGCAAACGAUCUCUCCAACGCUGUCGGCCCUUUCACAACCGAAUACAUGACAUGGCAAUCGGGAGAAACGUCCACCAAAACCGAUACGCCGCUCUGGAUCAAGGCCGUCGGUGGUCUCGGACUUGGAUUUGGCUUCUGGACUUUCGGCUACCAUAUCAUGCGCAAUCUUGGCAACCGGAUCACCAAGCACUCACCCACACGUGGAUUCAGCAUGGAACUUGGAGCGGCAAUCACUGUGCUACUAGCCUCGCGUCUUGGCCUGCCCGUCUCAACCACGCAGUGCAUUACAGGUGCAGUGCUCGGCGUUGCCUUGGUCAACAUGGAUCUGCGUAGCAUCAACUGGACACAGCUUGGGAAGAUUUUCUUUGGAUGGGUCCUUACUCUCCCUUGUGCCGGAUUAAUCAGUGGCAUCAUUAUGGGCAUGGCCCUGAAUGUUCCCCAGUGGGGACGUUAG
Penicillium oxalicum is the source of this 1713-nucleotide messenger RNA. RefSeq names its product inorganic phosphate transporter. Gene Ontology annotation, biological process: phosphate ion transmembrane transport. NCBI's taxonomy places the organism in Eukaryota, Fungi, Ascomycota, Eurotiomycetes, Eurotiales, Aspergillaceae. The record is from RefSeq and is a predicted model, not a curated record. The transcript has 6 exons. Bases 1 to 1713 code for a protein of 570 amino acids. Gene Ontology annotation, cellular component: membrane.